Vespa velutina is the source of this 1992-nucleotide messenger RNA. RefSeq names its product facilitated trehalose transporter Tret1-like. NCBI's taxonomy places the organism in Eukaryota, Metazoa, Arthropoda, Insecta, Hymenoptera, Vespidae. Gene Ontology annotation, biological process: transmembrane transport. The record is from RefSeq and is a predicted model, not a curated record. The transcript has 7 exons. Gene Ontology annotation, cellular component: membrane. The coding region runs from base 164 to 1789 and encodes 541 amino acids. Gene Ontology annotation, molecular function: transmembrane transporter activity.
GCUGUUUGAGAGCGAAAAAGUGCCGUGUGAAAUGUGUUUUAUUCGCCGUUCAAGAAAUUAUUACUUUCCAUUAUUAUCGCCCUUGUCGUUCCGAAUCAACGGAGAGGAACAUCUUUGAUCGGCUAAGCAAAUAUUUUGCGCUCGACAAGUUUUGGGCGUAACGAUGAUUCAACCGAAGAUCUGGUGGAAGCUUAUUUACUCAGAAGACAAGAAAGGUAUUCUCGCUGGCUUGGCCGCACACUCGGGACAGAUAUCAGUGGGAUUGUCUCAAGGUUUCAGUGCAAUUCUAAUACCGAAGUUAUUGGAAUCAAAGUUUGCUGAUCAAUCAGAAACAUCUUGGAUCGCGUCGCUUGGUGCUGUCUCGAAUCCAGUUGGUGCAUUAGUCGCGGGUUUCUGUUCCGAAUGUUUUGGAAGAAGAUCGGCUAUAGCAUUGGCAACUUUACCGCAUGCAACAGGAUGGCUUUUAAUAGCGUUCGCCAAAAAUGUCCCGAUGUUGUACGUUGGAAGAUUCAUCAGUGGAAUCGGUACGGGCAUGGCAAAUGCACUGUAUUUAUAUGUCAGCGAGACAGCAGCUCAACAUCAGAGAGCAUGGUUAGCGAAUUGUGGACCUAUCUUGACCUCGUUGGGAGUGUUAAUGGUGUACACGUUAGGUUCCUUGACAACGUGGCAAAAGUCUGCUGCAAUCAGUAUAGGUCCAGCAAUAUUAUCUCUGGCAUUGACGAGGAUGUUACGUGAGACACCAGCCUGGCUAACAGCCAGAGGACGAAUGGAAGAAGCAAAGGAAUCUUUGUUGUGGCUUCGUGGUCCAGGUUUAAGCACAGACAACGAAUUUCAAGAACUCUGCAAUGCCAAUGCAAAAAGGAUGGAAGAAAGAGAGAGCCUUUUUAAAGCUUUCUACAUGCCGAAUGUUUGGAAACCAUUCAUUAUACUUCUCUUAUUCUUUGCUCUACAACAACUCUCGGGAAUUUAUAUAAUGUUGUUUUACGCUGUAAAUGUUCUCGAGGAUAUUGGUGUUAGCGUAAAUGAAUACGCCGCGAGCGUUGGCAUUGGUGUUAUCAGACUAUUUGCAUCUAUAAUCGGUGCAAUUUUAGCAAAUAAUAUUGGUAGAAAAGCAUUAGCUUUUACCAGUGGUUUUGGCAUGGCCAUAUCAGCUAUGAGCAUUGCCUUGGCCUUUAGGUUCCAAUUGCCAUCUUGGGUAUCUUUGAUCUGUAUGGGAUGUCAUGUUGCGUUAUCUAUGAUCGGCUUUCUGACAUUACCUUGGGUUAUGACCUCGGAAUUAUACCCCCUUAGGUUUAGAGGACUCUUAGGUGGUAUUACUACCAGUAUAGCACAGAUCUUAACCUUCGUUGCUAUUAAGUUAUAUCCCGAGGUAAGUUUAAACGCCGGCAUAGAGAACACAAUGUGGAUUUUCACUACGGCAGGUUUAUUGGGAGCACUCUUUUCCGUUACCCUAUUACCGGAGACCCGAGGUCAAAGCUUGGACGACAUUGAGAACAAGUUUACGAAUAAUACGAAGGCCAUUCCGAAGAUCAAUUCAAAUAUCAAUGGUUCGAGAGGACUUUCGAGUAUUUUCGUUCAUACGCAACCUAAGAAUAUUAUACUUCAAAGAUUUACAUCUAUAUCAGAGGAAAAGGAUUCUAAUCAUACCGGUAAUCGUUACACUUAUGAUAACUUUUGUUUCGACAUGGAUUAUGAUAACGUUGCCAGAGAAUCUAAAGACGACGAAAGUCAGAAAAAGGAUCAUCAUGUGACGACUAACGCCAUUGCAUUGGAUCACGUUUAUAUUUGAAUAAUCAUCAAUUAAAAAAAAAACCAAAUAUAAUUACGGAUACAAGCUUGGAAUGAAAGAAGCUCAUUAAUGUAAAGAUUACUACUGCCAAGAAUAGAAAUUUUCUAAAAUAUUUUGUAUAUAAGAGAUAUAUGUGUAUCUAUGUAAGUACAAUGAACACAUACACGCGCGAAUACGCGCACACAUUGCUGUAAAUAUUUUUA